UUGUUGCCUGGAGACAAGUAAAAUGGCGUCUAAAGUCGACUUUAAACCGUUCCCUACCGGCCAUGUUGGCUCAAACGUAACUGUCAUAUGAUGUUAGGCGACAUAUGAUGCAACACCAGUUUGAUCCAAAAUGUCGUCAACUGCGUCUUACCCCGCGUUAAGGACGUAACAUACUCUACCCUGCGCCUGAUCUGUGACGCUAUUGCGGCGGAUCUUCAGUGCUUGAGCUCGGCACGGCAGCGGGAGAGAAGUCAUCGCUUCUCCUGCUGCUGCUUUAGCACACUGCGUAGGGUUACAGCAGGUUACGCCUGGAGCCAGCUGUCAUUCAAGAUGAACCCUUAUGACUGAAAGUUAGCCCAUUCAGAAAGCUGUUAGCUUCCAAUGGUCACAGGCAUGCCUGAAGAUUAGAGCCCCCAUUUCAUCACUGGAAAGAAACUAUAUAGAAGAUUCUACAUGAUUCUUCAUGUAGACCUUCCUGUGUUUGUCCUGCUGGAUUAAAUUUCCUCUCCUCUUUGAUCGUCUAAGCUCUGUCCCUUUUAUACCACUCCCACAUGUCUACCUGGGAACAUGCAACUGCUUCUAAGAAUGGCUCCAACCUAGUCCCAUGCGUCCAGUGAGUGGAGACUCAGACGGCCCUGCCCCUGAAAGAGUAUCGCGGGCCUUCCCUUUGUCAGGCCCUGUGUCCUCCUCAGAGAUGUCCUCACUGCAGUCACUGGGGCCAGUGCAGAGCUGGCUGGGUCAGGAGCUGGAGAAAUGUGGCAUAGAUGCAGUGAUCUACACACGCUAUGUCCUUAGCCUGUUGCUGCACGACAGUUAUGACUAUGAACUGCGGGACCAGGAAAAUGACAUCUUCCUAGGCUGGGAUAAAGGAAUGGGGAAGAAAUGGGGGAAAAGCAAGAGGAAGGGAGGGCCUGAUCUUAGUCUGGAAGAGAUGAAGAAACAAGCUGCUGUGCAAUGUUUGCGUUCAGCAUCUGAUGAAAAUUCUGGAAUUGAAAGCUUGGUUGAGGAGCUCUGCUCUAAACUCAAGGAUAUUCAAAACAAACAGAAAGAAAAAGAGAAGCAAGAAAGGAAAAAAACAGAUUUAUCUCAGUCUCCUGAACUGGAUGAAUCACUUUCUUCUAAGGACCAGGUUGAGAUGUAUUAUGAAGCCUUUCCACCUCUCUCAGAAAAAUCAGUUUGUCUCAAAGAAAUUAUGACCGUGUGGAACAAAGCUAAAGCCUGCACAUAUUCCAGCUCAUCAUCAUCUGCUGUCCCUCAAACAAGCACAGACACAUCCUCCCCAAAAGACUGCACCAGCGAAGGUGAAGCUUUUAAAGACAGAACACUUGAUGCACCCAACUCCAAUCCAACCAGCGAGAGGGCCCAGCAGCGACGCACUAAGAGGGAGAAGGAGAACCGAUUCCAUGGUGGCACAGCAGUAGUGCCUGAUGAUCAGGUUGCUCAUCAGAGUAAGAGGCAGGCCAGACACCGGACCGAGGGGAGAUUCCGUCCCAGAUCAUGGUCUUCUGGCUCUAGUGAGGCUGGCUCAAGCUCCAGUGGUAAUCAGUGUGACCAGACCUCUAGCUGCAAAACAGUCCGCAUCAGGCACAAGUCUCGGGAGGUCAGCAGCAGAAACAAAAAAGGGCGCAGUGGUGGACAGGUCAAAGUGGCUUUAAAAGUUAUCGACAAAGAGGAGAGGAAAAACGCACGUGGCAGCAACAGUACUACUGGAGGCCCACAUAAGCAACAGCAGCACUACAUGAAAAAAGGCAAGAGGCCUCUGAGGGAGAUCCGCAAAGAUGCUAAUCUGGUUGAGGCACAGGAGGCAGGAGGGGAGGUCAAUAAAAAGGAAUAUAUGGAAGAACCUCUUUGGUACACAGAGCCCAUCUCUGAGUACUUUGUUCCCCUCAGUAGAAGUAAAUUGGAGACAAAGUAUCGGAGUAAAAAAGACUCUUCUAAUGACUUAGCCAUGUCCAUUGAUGUAGACUGUCUGUCAGAAAGAAUUCAAGGAAUCUGCAUUGCAAAUUCUUGUUUUCAAAGGACAUACCUUGCAGCAGGCACUUUUGUGGAUGGGCACUUCAUUGAAGUGCCUGGUGAAGGUGAUGAAGAGGUUACUGAACUAAAUGGGAUUCCGAGUUACCCUCCUCCUGAAGAUGGUCAAGAUUUAGAUGAUGAGCAUCUGUCUGAAAUCACUCACUUCUAUGAAGUUGAUCUUUAUCAAUCCAUAUUGGAUCCUAGUGCCUCAGAUGCGGUACAAGAAAGUCGAAUCUUGAACAUGAUUCGUCAGAAAAGCAUUGAGCGAAAACACUUUGAAGCAGGAUGUGUAGUUUUAGAUGGCCUUGAGCUGCAAGGGGAAAGUGCAAUAAGGGUGGAUUCUCUGGGAGCCUCAGAAGCUGAUACUUCUUUCACACAAGACAUGGAAAACAUUGCUCAAAUGUGGGAGUGUCAUUCAUCAUCUAGUUUGGAGGAUUUGGAGGGAGAAAGUUGUCCAGGUGACUCUCCAGUUAGGCUCUCCCCAGUGUUGGACAAUGUUUCGUAUAACCUUAGCAAGCUGUCUGGAGCUUUUGUAGGACCUCAUUUCCAAGAAGCCAGUGGUAGCAUAUCUGCCCUGAACUCCUGCUUUUCACUUUUUGAGUUGCAGUAUGAUAGCCCUACAUUUUCUUUUCCCAGUGACUCACUCACAGUGGGUCAGGACAAUGUAGAUCCAAGUAGCUGUUUAGAUCCACAAGGAAACAAACAAUCCCGUUUGCUAAUUUGGACCAAAAACAGUGCCUUUGAUGAAACGGAACAAUGCUCUAACUUAUCAACAAGGACAUGCAGUCCGUGGUCCCACUCGGAAGAGACGCGUUCAGAUAGUGAGCAGAUUGGUGCUCCAGCAGAAGAAUCUGCUCAGUUUGGUAAUGAAGAGGUCCAUUGUAUCCCCCUUAUUCCACCUUCAUGCCUGGAGGAGGACCUUUUGGAUUUCUUGCAAGAAAACUCAAGUCACCAGCAGGAAGAACCGAGUGUAGGCACAGAGUCCAACCAGCCCUUCAAUAAGAAAUCAAAACUGGAGUCCAUUUGUGGCAUAGCAUUAGAGCAGGAUGAGAGUAAACUUUAUAAUGCUCUUGUGUUUUCAGAUGUCCCAAAUCAACAAACUGAUGAAUACACCUCAGGGAUAAUAAAAGACAUUUGGAUGGCUAUUGGAGAUGGAGACUGUGUGUUAACACUUGGGGUAAAGAAUACUGGGGAGCACUUGUUUUCAGAAGAGGCUGCUGACUUACAGUGCAGUUGCCUUGACAAGGAUAUAAAAGGUGAAAUUAUUCAAAAGAAAGCGGUGCAGCGUUCUGAGUAUCAUCUUUGGGAUGGGCAGAAAAAGGAUGAUGGGCUAUCUAAAAACAAGCUGUGUAAAAUGGAUGGGGAUUAUACAACACCGGCCAAGCCCUGGAAUGGUAAUUCACAGGACAGCACAUCAUUUAUCCUUGGAGGGGUUUAUGGAGAGCUAAAGACUCUAAGUGGUGACAGGGAAUGGGCUAUGAUUCCACCUAGCGAUGCUUGUGGGAGUUUGUUGCAGUGUGCAGCAGCCACAUCUUCUGAUAUGGUAACAAUUGCCGGGGCAGAUGUGUUUAUGAACACAAGCAGUUGCUUUGCUCCUGGCCACAAGCCAUUGUGGAGACCUCUUGUGUCCUUCGGUCAAAAUGAGCAAGCUGCCAAGGGACCAGGAGAUGGUUUGAAUAAGGGAUUUUCUGUUGUCUUCCAUGAAGAUUUACUUGGAUCAUGUGGAGGCUUCCGUGGAGAAGAACCGGGACUAGAUUACCCGUUUUCAUCCUUUGAUCUAAACAACCCUUUUUCCCAGGUCCUGCAUGUGGAAUGCUCUUUUGAGCCAGAGGAUAUGGCAUCGUUCAGCCCGGGAUUCAAGCCAAAAUCCAUACUAUGCUCAGACUCUGACAAUGAGCCCAUUUGCCCUUGGUUAUAUGGCAUUAACCGGACUCAAUAUCGGGCCAUUCGAAUUUCCCCAAGGACUCAUUUCCGGCCAAUAUCUGCCUCUGAACUGUCUCCGGGUGGCUGCAGUGAGUCGGAUGCAGAGUCUGAGAAAGAAGAAGUGAGUCUUCCAGUUGGUCAGGCAGACCUCUUUGAUGACCCACAGGCUGACCUCAAGCCACUUGAGGAGGAUGCAGAGUGUGAGGGUCCUUAUUAUGGGAAAUCUGAAUUAGAAUCUGGGAAGUUCUUACCCAGAUUAAAGAAGUCUGGGAUGGAGAAGAGUGCCCAGACAUCACUUGAUUCGCAGGAGGGUGGCAGCACCCUUCUGCCAAUUACUGAACAAGAGAUUUGCGUACAUUGUGAGACGGCAGCGGUGCCGGAGCUGUGUUCUCAUGUGCAUUCCUCUGUUUUUCAACAAGAGGAUUCUUUCAGAGAGACAGAGUCUUGCAAAUGUGCCGCAACUGAUCAGAGUCCUAAAAGUGGAAAGUCUCUUGGUGGGGUUCAAGAUAUGCAUGAGCUUCCUCUGUUGAAUUUUGGAGAACAGUGCUUAACUACUAUCCAGCAAGAAGAGUGCUGGUGGCAAAGUACUCUGUGCCCUCCUUUAUUUCCAGGUUCUCAGUGCAGAGGAAGCAGUAACAUAUGAAUUGUCUCCCGAGCACCAAGGCAUACCAAUGCUGAUUUUCUCCCAUCACUUUCAACCAUAACCCGGAGGAGGGAUAGCAGGACCCUCAUGAGAACAGCAACCCCAGGCCCAUAAUGGGGCUCUUAUUUACCCACUGUCCUUGGGCCUGUUAAUCCUCUGUCAGUUCACCUGAAACAGCAUAUCAGCAUAAACAGGAAAACUUGGCAAUAGGUUGACCAUGUAGUUAGGUGAUUUUGUUCAACAGCAUUUCUUAUAGACUUUUUUCAGUCUGCUUAUACCAAGGGUGAACAAAUUUGAAGAGAGUUUAAAAGACAUAGUUAAGCAUUAAGAAUGUUCUUUAAUUUACCCCUUUUAGAUUUUAGCUUCUCUUUUAUGUUUGAUCUGGGAUACGCUAUAGUUGUGGUCCUAUUGAUUGUGCAUGUGCUCGUGAACCUAGUCUCAGUCUUUCUAAUAGUAUAAGUUUCCGUGACCUAACUAUGAAUACUCCGAAGUCAGGUUGAAAGCACUACGAUUGCAAAAAACCCCAGACCCUGAUUAGUUUGAUUUUUGUUUUUUUACCUUCAGAUUACUUGGAGGACAGAGUUGUGUGAGGUUUGGUGUGUUGAAAGAAAAAAUGCUGUUGAACCCCCCGCACACACUUUUGUGCGCUGUUUUGCAUCAACCAUUCAUUGGUGUUGCCAUUCCAUUCAGCCUUGAAAGCAUGCUAAAGGAAUUAAGCAGGGUAGGAACUUGACAAGUUCAACAAUUCAACAAGCAAACUGAAAAACAGAGCUCAUGUUAAGCAGAAGGAUAUUGAAAAAACCCUUACAAGGCUGUAUAUCCUUUAAAGAUGGAUGUGGCUUGCAUUGCUUGAGUAUACCUCUUAAUAGAGCCAUUGUGUUUAAUAGGUUUUAUUUUGUUAACAUAACAAAAAUAUUAACAAAACAUUGACAAAUUCUUAAGGUGUUUUGGCUUUCAGUUGCAAUAUACAUGGAACACACAAUAUAAAAACUGGUGCAAAUAUGAGGGCUUUAAGCAGAUCAAGGUUUAGAAGGGGAUUAGUAAAGUAUUUUGACACAGUUAUACAAUUUCUUAGAUUCUACAUCUUUAAGAACUAUUGCAUUACAGUUUGAUAUUUUAGCCAAAUGUUAUGUUACAAUUUUUACUCGAUACAAUGUUAUGUAUAAAGUAAAAAUUGGUUUAUAGGUUGAUCUGUAGUUAAUACCCCUUUCCACAGCUGAAGUGAGUACUGAUGGCUAUUUUUUUAAUCAAGAAAAGAGCAUGCAUGUGUUUUCAUUAACAACAGUUAAUUUUCUUCACUUGUACCAAAAAGCUGUGGCUGUUUUAGCGUAAUAAUGCAUCACACCUGCAGCAUAAGUAUCUAGCAAGAUCUAAAAUAAAGGGGUGUAUAAAAGCAAUGUUAUAUUUUGGCACACCAUAACUCUAUAACAUUCUGCUAUUUUGUUUUAUGUUAAAUGCUAAGAGGAAAUUACAGUACAAUGGCUUGUUUCUGAGAUCUGGUAGAUUUUUGUUUUUAAUUCACCCUCUUUGAAGUGAAUUAGGGCUAAACUAUUUGAAAUGUAGGUUGCCUUUGUUUUGUUGGGGGGGUGCGCAUAGACUGAAGGGUGGUAGAGAUAUAGUGUAACCCUUUUACGUUUGCAUAAAGAAUACUAUUUGGGUUGAGAAGUUCCAGAAUUUUUAUUGUUAGUCAAAUUGUUUUCAAAAUGCAGAGAAAUACAGUUCAUUUUACAAUUCCAGAAACUUUAUCUCAAAGGUGUUCUCCAUAUUCAGUCUGCCAUCUGCUGGCUGUACUAUCUAUCAGUUCAAUAAGUUAAAUCUUUUUUCUUUUUUUUUUUAGAUGUACCCAUUUGAAAAUACUACAUGUAUACUCCAUAAGCAGAUUUUAAAGGAACACGCCAACUUUUUGGGACUUCACCGUAUCCCCCAGAGUUAGAUAAGUCCAUACAUACCUUUUUUCAUUUCCGUGCCGUAUUACUGUCUGGCGCACCCACUGCUAGCCAAGCUUAGCACAAAGACUGGAAGUAAAUGGCUCCAGCUAGCAUACUGCUCCCAAUAAGUGACAAAAUAAUGGCAACGUUUUCCUAUUUAUAUGUUGUGAUUUGUAUAGUCACAGCUUGUACAAAUAACAAGGUCAUAUGAGACACAGCCAUCUUUUAACCGUAUACAUACUGGGAACUAUAUUCUCAGAAGACAAAGCACUGUUCCCAGUAUGUAUACGGUUAAGAGAUGGCUGUGUCUCAUAUGACCUUUUUAUUUGUAUACGCUGUAACUAUACAAAUCACAACAUAUAAAUAGUUGGUGUUAUUUUGUCACAUAUUGGGAGCAGUAUGCUAGCUGGAGCCAUUUACUUCCAGUCUUUGUGUUAAGCUAGGCUAGCGGUGUGUGUGUCAGAUUUACGGGACACAUGGAGAUGAAAAGGGUAUGUAUGGACUUAUCUAACUCUGGGGGAUACGGUGAAUAAGCUAAAGUCCGCAAAAGUCGACAUGUUCCUUUAAAUGGUGUGAAGUGUACAUUUUUGACUCUAAUUUCCAAGAGCACCCUUAAUAGUUUGUUUUGCCUAUAUUUAAAACUAUGGUGUGCAGCUUUUUUUAAAAAUUGGGCCUAAAAAAAUUUAAAUCUUUAAUAUAUUUAUACACAGAUGGUUCUUCUUUCACAUUUGCAUAUGUACUUUGUGAAUUGGUAGAACCUGCAAACUAUUUUUAUAGUGGGGGCUAAAUGUGACAAAGCAAGCGAAUUUUAUUUCAAACUAAUUUCUUUGAAAACUAAUUACAGCAGGUGCUUAUUUCUUAAACAUAAAUGUUACUAAAAAGUCAUGUUUGCUAAUGCUCCCCUGCAAGGGUAAAAUUAUUUUGUUGGCCGGAUUUUGAGCUACAAUUGAAUCCCUUGUAUUUUGUAUGACCAAGUCUCAUGGAUAGAUUGUUUAAUUUUUCUUUAUUUGCUCCUUGUGGUCAUGGAAGUGUGGUUGUUUUUCAAAACUCAUAAUAUCCAAUUAAUUCAUGUAACUAUAGUUAAGUGGGAUGCACAAGUAUACAGAAGAGGUGUAUGGACUCCUUUAAUGGAUCAUUUCUUCGACAAAUAACAUAUUUACAUUGCAGUUUACUUUUUUCAAAUUAAAAAUCUUUCAAGAGAUUCCAAAAAUGCAGUUAGCUAGGCCAAUUGUUGCUAUUUCUUUCUACAAUUUACAAAGUUGCCGUCUUCUAAAGUAGGAAAUCCUUUAAUUUGUUACUUGUAUUGAAAGCUUGUUUUAUGGUGGAUGGGUGAUGGAUGACAAAACAUUUGAAUCUUAAAUAUUUUGAGAAAAAAAGAGAAUAAUGAGAGAGACCGUUAUAACAGCAUGGGUAGAAAAUUUAAGGUAACAGAUUUGCUAUACAGUUUCUCUCUGUUUGACCUGGUAACUAUUUUAAAAUGAUUGAACAAACUUUACAAAAAGGAGUGAAAAACAAAGUUUUAUUUUUCAAGUGAGACUCUGAUUGUUUGUUUGUGUGUGCGUGUGUGUGUGUGGUGGUGCUGUUGCUGGAGAAAGACCUUAUAGUACUCAUGUCUGUGUGAGAAAUUGCAUUCAUUUGCCAUCUUGUUGAUUUUACAAGGUUUGAUUUGAUAUAUGUAUAUUUAAAGGUUGUGAUCAGUGCAUUUGAGAGGACGGCUAUUAAAUCUGCAAUCACAGGUUUAAGUUUGGAUUGCAAUGUUGUAUAACUUUGAGUUCUGAAUUGUCUCAUUUCCUCUUUGUAACAGCUUCCAAAUUGAAGCUCAAGCCUGUAUCUUUUCUCUCGAUACCUGAUCAAAGUCAUUAAACCCCAGCACAGACACAAAGUUGGUUGCAUUGUUCUAAUGCCAUGUACAUCUGAGUACAUUGUUUUGUUUCAUUGUGAAGUUUCAAAACCUUCAAUAAACAUAAAAAAAUGUGA
Messenger RNA from Misgurnus anguillicaudatus (oriental weatherfish), 8484 nucleotides. Its product is annotated as KIAA0232 ortholog. NCBI's taxonomy places the organism in Eukaryota, Metazoa, Chordata, Actinopteri, Cypriniformes, Cobitidae. The record is from RefSeq and is a predicted model, not a curated record.